AUGGUAGAAUUACUAAAAGUGCUAACCUUUUUUCAUGAUAAAUCACUACCAUUUUUGAUAAAUACUAUAGCGUUAAUUGUUGCAAUUGUCAGUAGAUCCAAGCUAGUACGGAUACUUUCAAUUAUUUCUGUUUGUCAUUUAACCAUUUAUGUGUAUUUUCAGGGAUUUUUUCGGGAUUUUUUUUUGCAUCAACCAGAGUAUUUACUGAUUAUAGAUGCAUAUAAUAUCGACUCAUGUACAGUGCCUGUUCUUGAAAUAUUGACGAAGUCAUAUAUACCCGGUGGUUCUAAUGCAUUUAGGGACGACGAAGAUGAAGAGUACAUAGAAUUGUCUAAUUAUGGGUAUUGCAGUCUCUGCAACGAGUUUGACCCACGGUUACUACCAGCAUUAUGGUUAUCUUAUCUCUCGCAUAAAUUAAAACAAGACAGUUUCAAAAAUGUUGAUGAACUACAGAUUCCUUUUACUUGGAAUACAUUUCUUGAUUUGCAGUCGAGACUUAAUAUUCCACGCACGUCACUAAUAAACCUUGAUUGUGGUGCAUUCUACGACCUUCAUGAACUCAAUGGGACCCGAUUUUUAGAAAGUUGUCAGGACUUAGAAAAUGAAACCAAAGGUAAUAUUCAGUUUAAAAUAGUUAAACCCGUAGACUUAUCUGCAUCUGAGGAAGUAAGGAAGAUUAUAGGAUCUUCAUACUUAUUGCAUUCGGCGCCUCCUCCUGAGAAAGUAUUUUUGCUUGGGGUAGGACCAAAUAGAAGUGGCCUUAUAGUUCCUACAUAUUCAUUGAGGGAGCAACCUUUUUAUGGAAAGAGUGAUUUGUUUUAUUUCAUAAAAAGCCUUGUAAUCCCUCUAAGCGGCACUAUUGAUGAGAGUAUAAGCAUAUGCGAAGAAGCCGAUAAGCUUAUAGAAUUACUAUCUCUGCCUAUUGCUAAUGUCUCAGUUAUUCCAGAUGAAGAAUUAACUCAUGAUAUAUUUCGACUUAUUGGAUGUGGUGAUACUCACUCGAAGAGACUAUCGAAGGACGAUUUUUUCUUCCAUUUAGCAGAGUUUAAAAGUCAACUCAAAGAAAAAUUAGUACGAUCUUGGAACACUUUUGAUGCAAAAUUAUUAUCACAGAUCAAUACGAUCAAUUCAACGCAGAAAAAAUAUUUUCAUGAAGCUACGGUUCUUGGAGAAAAGGACAAUCAUUAUGAUUGGCGAUUUUUUAAGCAAUUGCAUUAUUCCCAAUAUGAGAGAAAAGCUAUAUUACAUCGAUUAACCCGAGCAUGGUUGCGAUUCUCCAACACGUUAGGUAUCAAAACUUGGAUUGCCCAUGGUUCUAUGUUGGGCUGGUAUUGGAAUGGCAUGAAUUUACCCUGGGAUCAAGAUCUAGAUGUACAAAUAACUAUGAAAUCGUUGAUAACAAUAGUAAAAUAUUACAAUAAUACUUUAGUACUUGAUCUAACUGAUCAUGAUUAUAAUUUAAACCUAGGUGUCGGCUCCUAUUUAUUGGAUGUUAGUUCCAUGUACUUCGAUAGACAAAAGGGCGACGGUGAAAAUACAAUAGACGCAAGAUUUAUUGAUACAGAAACUGGAUUUUAUGUUGAUAUCACUGCACUAGCAUUCACAAAUACAGCUAAUGAUAUCCCAAUAAACGAUACGGCAUUUUCCGAGUUUAAUCAGGUCUUAGACAGUGAUUUUGUUAUGAAAGAUGCCUCACACACAGUUCUGAAAGAUGAUCUUUAUAAGGAUUUGUCUCUCAAAAAAGCAGAGCUUUGGAAUCAUCAGAAUAUUUUCAACUGUAAAGAUAACCAUUUUUACACACUUGAAAAUUUAGAUCCUUUAAUUCCUACACUAUUCGAAGGGUCUAUAGCUUAUGUACCAAGAGCAUUUAGACAAAUCUUGCAGAGAGAAUACAAUCGUGGAUUGCUCUACUAUCAGUAUGCUGAACAUAUUUUCAGGCCGGUAUUUGAUUUAUGGGUGCCAAAUUAUAUAUGCAAAAAUGACUAUAUUGGAAACAAGUGUUUCGAUAAGGAAACUCUAUUAGAAGUGGAUUAUACUAAACCCUUAACAAGAAUACAUAGGACAGAAAUGCUGAGCCAAAAUCGUGGAUCGUAUAGCGUAAAUGACGAGCUAGGGCCUUUUAGAUUGGAUCCUUGGAUUAUCAAAAGAGGGAACAAAAUUAAGCGACGUCUUGAUUCUCAAUAA
Molecule: messenger RNA, 2184 nt
Organism: Debaryomyces hansenii CBS767
Lineage: Eukaryota; Fungi; Ascomycota; Pichiomycetes; Serinales; Debaryomycetaceae
Product: DEHA2F14124p
Exons: 1
Coding region: 1-2184 (727 amino acids)
Source: RefSeq, a predicted model, not a curated record